GCUAACUGGCUACUGACUAGUGGUAAAGCCAGAAACAUCGGCGAGAAAAUUAAAAGCACCACAUUUUAAUAAUGAUUCUAUCCGGGUAAACGGUUCGGGUCAAAUGUUAAUACCAUAUUGAUCCGUGACACUGACAGAGCGAGCGGUGGAUCCAACGAAGCCCGUGGACGCUCCCUGGUCUGGUGGCAAUAGAUGCUCACAAUAAAUGUCGACGGUAUAAACGGACACGUUUCCGUGUAUCGAGCACUACAAAACGCAGACACUACUGCUCAGAUUCAGAUAAGGCCCCACCGGUCAACAACACUCGACAGACCCAUUACUAUUCGCCACGUGGACAAAACUAUCCACCUCAUCAAUCUCAACCAUCGAUUCCCUAUUUCGCUCAGAAUCCGACCAUCUGUACGGCUUGCCAGUUUUCGAAACCAUCGACGCGUAUGGUACUUGCACCUAUCAUCAAAUUUCCCCCAUUGUAGACAGAAGACGCGUCUUUCCAGCCUGGCUUGCCACAUUUUAUUCCUCCUCGCUCUACCCGCUGGGGACCACAACACAAACUCCCAAACUCUAAAUUCUAAUUCCUUUCAUCUCCUCCUUAUCUCUCCUCUCUCCCCUUGCAAUAUCACACCACACCACUAGGUCUACCGCCUACACCCACCACCACCCCCCGCGAUGUCGCCGGGAUUCCGACUCUUUCUCCCUUUUAUCACUUUGCUUCUACUCUCCACCACCCUAAGCGCCACCAAGCCUCCGCCGCUGGCGGUGGCCACCAGCACAACCGGAAGCCUCCCCAGAUUCAGAGAAGCCCCGGCCUUCAGGAACGGCAUUGAAUGCCCCAAGGCAGUAUGGUCUCCCCUGGACCGACGCGCGCACAACCCGUCUAUCAUCCACAUAGCGAUGACCCUCGACACUACUUACCUCCGUGGAUCGGUCGCAGGCGUCCUCUCCGUCCUCCAGCACGCCUCUUGCCCUGAAAAUAUCGUCUUUCACUUCCUCGCCUCCCACCGCCGAGCAGAGCUGCGACGAACCAUUCUCACUACCUUCCCUUACCUCAACUUCCACCUAUACCAUUUCGACACCAACCUCGUCAAGGGCAAGAUUUCGUCUUCCAUUCGUCGAGCACUGGAUCAGCCCCUCAACUACGCCAGAAUCUACUUGGCCGAUCUGCUUCCUUCCGGAGUCCGUCGGAUUAUCUACUUCGAUUCUGAUCUCAUUGUGGUCGACGACGUGGCUAAGUUAUGGCAAAUCGAUCUGGGUAGCCACGUUCUUGGUGCACCUGAGUACUGCCAUGCCAACUUCACCAAUUACUUUACCGACAAGUUCUGGUCCGGCCCAUUUUUCUCCCAAACGUUUCAAGGUCGGGUUCCCUGUUACUUCAAUACCGGCGUGAUGGUUAUCGAUGUCUGGAAAUGGAGGGAAGGAAAAUACACAGAGAAGCUAGAGUCGUGGAUGAGAAUACAGAAGCGACACCGUAUAUACGAAUUGGGCUCGCUGCCUCCAUUUUUGUUGGUUUUUGCCGGAGACGUGAGAGGGGUCGAGCACAGAUGGAACCAGCACGGGCUUGGUGGGGAUAAUCUGGAAGGUCUAUGCAGGGAUCUACAUCCCGGACCGGUGAGUCUACUGCACUGGAGUGGCAAGGGGAAGCCAUGGCUGAGAUUGGACUCGAAGCGGCCGUGUCCGUUGGAUAGCUUGUGGGCACCGUACGAUUUGUUCCGGCACGAGCCACUGUUUUCUGACAGCUAAUCAAUCACUGUAAAGAGUAAAGCGUUGUCGUUCACGGUCGGCAUUCAUGAUCAUUCAUGGCGGGACUCCUCUCUGUGAAUACGGGAGGCGGAGCGGGUCAGAGAACAAAACGAAACGGCGUUGCUCAAGAAGGGAGAAAAGUAAAAAAGAGAGACGCGGUAAUGACGUAUGCAAGCGGAGGAUCUACUUGGACUUUGUCAUCAACGGUCCAGAUUUAACAGGGAUAAAGAUGAGCGAUGAUGACGAUGAUUUGUGUAAAUUCUAUUUUGGGCGACGAUUGAACUUAGGAAAUGAAGAUUUUUUAGUGAAAGAACUCAAGAAAGUUUCAUUUUCUAAAUUCCAAGUGUGUAUAUUAUUUUGGAAUAUUCUUAAUUUAUUUGUUAUUGUUUUUGGCAGUGUUUGGUUGCUUGCUUGGAAGUUGCCUGAUUAGGGUGUGUUUGGAUUCAGUGCUUGCUUUGCUCCUACGAUACUAGUUUGAUUUUGAUGGGGUCAAUUCAAUUGUAUGGAGAUAUUUUUGGUUCA
Messenger RNA from Nelumbo nucifera (sacred lotus), 2259 nucleotides. RefSeq names its product galacturonosyltransferase-like 3 (gene GATL3). Gene Ontology annotation, cellular component: Golgi apparatus. Gene Ontology annotation, molecular function: glycosyltransferase activity. NCBI's taxonomy places the organism in Eukaryota, Viridiplantae, Streptophyta, Magnoliopsida, Proteales, Nelumbonaceae. The record is from RefSeq and is a predicted model, not a curated record.